AUGUCACUACCGGCAGAAGUCCUGCUCAUGAUCUUUUACUGGACGCACCAAGGGGGGUGGCCCGGCUCGGAAGCAUAUACUGCAUAUAAACUCGCAUUCGUCUGUCGUACAUGGCUCGAGGUUGCAGCUAUGAUGAAGGCUGAGUACUGGGGCUUCUUGAGGGUCAUAACCGACGAGCCCACGUUUCUUCCUUCUGUGAUACGAAGAUUUUUCUCGAUUCCUCGGGGCGAAGACGAUUUAAUCAAGCUUGUCAUAGGCCCACAACAUAAGGAUUCGCCUUCCCUGACUCCCUCUCAAGAGCAGGCGCGCCUCAACCUCGUCAUGGAGUGCAUGAAGCCUCACCUCGGGCGUGUCUCCGACCUUCAGAUGGAUACCUUCUACCGCUCUACCAUCGUGACUGUUAGUCAUUUCAUGGAUGGCGCCGACAUGGACCAUCUCAAUCGACUUUGGCUUGUCUCCCAGGUCACCGACGACACCUCCCCACUGCAAAUUUCGUCUCUAAAAUGUCCUUACAUCGAGUCGUUAGAUAUCGAUGCACAGAGCUUCGUGAAUCUCAUGGACCCGACUCAUAAUGUUAGUUUCACAGAGGAUGAUCAAGACGCCGAGAUCCGUCUCACGAGGUAUCGACCUCCCACCAGCACGGGUGCUAUCAGCCCAUCUCGCCUGGUUGAAGCUUUAGUCGCGCUCGACAAGCAUAACAUCAUCAGCCUCACCAUUGAAGAUGUCGAACUCAGCCAAGAGCGGUAUGGGGGAGGCUCUCGCCUAGUGAACCUAGACAGCCUCACUCUCCGCAAGAUAGAUGGUUCAUUUGUUCCGAUGAUUUGCCAGGCUCUCGACUCUCGAGAGCUCUCCUUCGUCGAAAUCAAUAGCAGUGAAAUUACGUCACACUACCAACUCCCCGCCGUCGAUCUUUACCUAACGGGAGUUCAAUCGAGCACCUCGUUGUUAUACGGUAUACAGGACUGGAAGGGGAUUAAGCUAUUUGUCAAGGACUGCCCAGGGUUCGACGAUUGGGUGCUCGGGGCAAUGGCUUUCUUUGGCAUGAAAGACAACGGCCCCGCGUGCGGGAUCAUGAACCAGCUCGUGAUUUAUGGUUGUUCAUUUUCGGCUCCAGCAUUGCAGCGCAUGUGCGAGAUGAGGUACGGGAAGUACGGUAUCGACCACUUGGAGGUCAGGGAUGGUCCGGAGAUCGACGAUGACCUCAGGAGAUGGUUUACAGAGCAUACCCUGGCAUUUGAAUGGCAGGCGAGAGAACUGUGUAUAGAUGCUUAG
Messenger RNA from Coniophora puteana RWD-64-598 SS2, 1272 nucleotides. RefSeq lists its product as uncharacterized. Bases 1 to 1272 code for a protein of 423 amino acids. NCBI's taxonomy places the organism in Eukaryota, Fungi, Basidiomycota, Agaricomycetes, Boletales, Coniophoraceae. The record is from RefSeq and is a predicted model, not a curated record. The transcript has a single exon.